AGGGCGAGGCCGCAGCGGCGGACACCGAGAGACAGAGAGAGAGAGACGCCCCCGGGAGCCGCGGAGGUGUAGCCGCCACCAUGGUAGCCCUCUCCCUGAAGAUCAGCAUUGGAAAUGUGGUGAAGACGAUGCAGUUCGAGCCGUCCACCAUGGUGUAUGACGCCUGCCGCAUCAUCCGCGAGCGUGUCCCUGAAGCUCAGACCGGCCCACCCAACGACUUUGGGCUGUUCCUGUCAGACGAAGACCCCAGAAAGGGCAUCUGGCUGGAAGCCGGAAAAGCCCUGGAUUACUACAUGCUCCGGAAUGGGGACACCAUGGAGUAUAAGAAGAAGCAGCGGCCCCUGAAGAUCCGCAUGCUGGAUGGUGCCGUGAAGACCAUCAUGGUGGACGACUCCAAGACUGUCACCGACAUGCUCAUGACCAUCUGUGCCCGCAUCGGCAUCACCAACCACGAUGAGUAUUCUCUGGUGCGUGAGUUGAUGGAGGAGAAGAAGGAGGAGGUCACCGGAACCCUGCGCAAGGACAAGACACUUCUGCGGGAUGAGAAAAAGAUGGAGAAACUCAAGCAGAAACUUCACACAGAUGAUGAGUUGAACUGGCUGGACCAUGGACGGACACUGCGAGAGCAGGGGGUGGAGGAGCAGGAGACGUUGCUUCUGCGAAGAAAGUUUUUCUACUCGGACCAAAAUGUGGAUUCACGGGACCCCGUGCAGUUGAAUCUCCUCUACGUGCAGGCAAGAGACGAUAUCCUGAAUGGCUCCCAUCCGGUCUCCUUUGACAAGGCCUGUGAGUUUGCGGGCUAUCAAAGCCAGAUCCAGUUUGGCCCGUACAAUGAGCAGAAGCACAAGCCUGGCUUCCUGGACCUGAAGGACUUCCUGCCCAAGGAAUAUGUCAAGCAGAAAGGGGAACGCAAAAUCUUCCAGGCCCACAAGAACUGUGAGGAGAUAAGUGAGAUUGAGGCCAAGGUGCGCUAUGUGAAGCUGGCCCGUUCCCUCAAGACCUACGGCGUCUCAUUCUUCCUGGUCAAGGAGAAGAUGAAGGGGAAGAACAGGCUGGUGCCCCGGCUGCUGGGAAUCACCAAGGAAUGUGUCAUGCGGGUAGACGAGAAGACGAAGGAGGUGAUCCAGGAGUGGAAUCUUACCAACAUCAAGCGCUGGGCGGCCUCCCCCAAGAGCUUCACCCUGGACUUUGGGGAUUACCAGGAUGGUUACUAUUCAGUUCAGACCACAGAGGGUGAGCAGAUUGCCCAACUCAUUGCCGGCUACAUCGACAUCAUCCUCAAGAAGAAAAAGAGUAAGGACCACUUUGGGCUGGAGGGCGAUGAGGAAUCCACCAUGCUGGAGGACUCGGUCUCUCCCAAGAAGUCUACAGUGCUGCAGCAGCAGUAUAACCGAGUGGGUAAGGCGGAGCAGAGCUCCUUGGCACUGCCUGCCAUCAUGCGCACCGGAGCUCCCGGCCCUGAGAACUUCCAGAUGGGCAGCAUGCCCGCCGCUCAGCAGCAGAUCACUAGCGGCCAGAUGCACCGGGGGCACAUGCCCCCACUGACCUCAGCUCAACAGGCUCUCACUGGCACCCUGAACUCCAGUAUGCAGGCUGUGCAGGCCGCUCAGGCCACUCUGGAUGACUUUGACACCCUGCCUCCCCUCGGGCAAGAUGCGGCCUCCAAGGCUUGGCGUAAGAACAAGAUGGAUGAGUCGAAGCAUGAGAUCCACUCCCAGGUGGACGCCAUCACUGCGGGCACAGCCUCAGUGGUGAACCUGACAGCAGGGGACCCCGCGGAGACGGAUUACACGGCCGUGGGCUGCGCGGUGACCACCAUCUCCUCCAACCUGACGGAGAUGUCCCGAGGUGUCAAGCUCCUGGCCGCCCUGCUAGAGGAUGAGGGCGGGAGCGGGCGGCCCCUGCUGCAGGCAGCGAAAGGCCUGGCGGGGGCCGUGUCCGAGCUGUUGCGGAGUGCCCAGCCAGCCAGCGCCGAGCCACGUCAGAACCUGCUCCAGGCGGCUGGGAACGUGGGCCAGGCCAGCGGAGAGCUACUCCAGCACAUCGGGGAGAGUGACACUGACCCCCAUUUCCAGAUGUCUGUACGCAGAGGGUCUGGGGCUCCGUCCCCCCCGACUCCCCCGACGGACAUGCUGAUGCAGCUGGCCAAGGCGGUAGCCAGUGCUGCGGCGGCGCUGGUGCUCAAAGCCAAGAGCGUGGCCCAACGGACCGAAGACCCUGCGCAGCAGAACCAGGUCAUUGCCGCGGCCACACAGUGCGCCCUCUCCACCUCCCAGCUUGUGGCCUGCACCAAAGUGGUUGCUCCCACGAUCAGCUCACCCGUGUGCCAGGAGCAGCUGGUGGAGGCCGGGCGGCUGGUGGCCAAGGCGGUGGAAGGCUGCGUGGCCGCGUCCCAGGCCGCCACGGAGGACGGGACCCUCUUGCGGGGAGUGGGCACGGCAGCCACGGCCGUGACGCAGGCGCUGAACGAGCUGCUGCAGCACGUGCGGGCCCACACCGCCGGGGGGGCCCCGGCCGGCCGCUACGACCAGGCCACGGACACCAUCCUCACAGUGACUGAAAACAUCUUCAGUUCCAUGGGUGAUGCCGGGGAGAUGGUGCGACAGGCCCGCAUACUGGCCCAGGCCACCUCGGACCUGGUCAACGCCAUCAAGGCCGAUGCCGAGGGGGAGAGCGACCUGGAGAACUCACGUAAACUGCUCAGUGCAGCCAAGAUCCUGGCGGAUGCCACGGCCAAGAUGGUGGAAGCUGCCAAGGGGGCGGCCGCUCACCCGGACAGCGAGGAGCAGCAGCAGCGGCUGAGGGAAGCAGCAGAGGGGCUGCGGAUGGCGACCAACGCUGCCGCCCAGAACGCCAUCAAGAAGAAGCUGGUCCAGCGGCUAGAGCAUGCCGCCAAGCAGGCAGCCGCCUCGGCCACCCAAACCAUCGCAGCUGCCCAGCAUGCGGCCUCAGCUUCCAAGGUCUCCGCUGGUCCCCAGCCUCAGCUGGUGCAGAGCUGCAAGGCCGUGGCGGAGCAGAUCCCGCUGUUGGUGCAAGGCGUCCGGGGGAGCCAGGCCCAACCAGACAGUCCCAGUGCCCAGCUGGCUCUCAUUGCCGCCAGCCAGAGCUUCCUGCAGCCAGGUGGAAAGAUGGUGGCGGCUGCCAAGGCUUCAGUCCCCACGGUGCAGGACCAGGCGUCUGCCAUGCAGCUGAGCCAGUGCGCCAAGAACCUGGGCACCGCCCUGGCCGAGCUACGCACCGCUGCCCAGAAGGCUCAGGAGGCCUGUGGGCCCCUGGAGAUGGACUCUGCCCUGAGCCUGGUGCAGAGUUUGGAGCGAGACCUCCAGGAGGUGAAGGCAGCAGCCAGAGAUGCCAAACUCAAACCUCUGCCUGGGGAGACGAUGGAGAAAUGUGCCCAGGACCUGGGAAACAGCACCAAAGCCGUGAGCUCUGCCAUCGCCCAGCUGCUCGGCGAAGUGGCCCAGGGCAAUGAGAACUAUGCAGGAAUCGCAGCCCGGGAUGUGGCAGGAGGCCUGCGGGCACUGGCCCGGGCAGCCCGGGGCGUGGCCGCCUUGACCUCGGACCCCAUGGUGCAGGCAGCCGUGCUGGACUGUGCCACUGACGUCCUGGACAAGGCCAGUAGCCUCCUUGAGGAGGCCAAGCGGGCAGCUGGUCGGCCAGGCGACCCUGAGAGCCAACAGCGCCUGGCACAGGUGGCCAAGGCCGUGACCCAGGCUCUGAGUCGCUGUGUGAGCUGCCUGCCUGGGCAGCGCGAUGUGGAUGAUGCCCUGCGCACCGUUGGGGAUGCCAGCAAGCGGCUACUGGGUGACACGUCUCAGCUUCCCGCCAGCAACAAGACUUUCCAGGAGGCGCAGAGCCAGCUGAACGAGGCAGCCGCGGGACUGAACCAGGCAGCCACGGAGCUGGUGCAGGCUUCGCGGGGCACCCCCCAGGAUCUGGCCCGAGCCUCGGGGCGCUUUGGCCACGACUUCAACAACUUCCUAGAGGCCGGCGUGGAGAUGGCGAGCCAGGCUCCGAGCCAAGAGGACCGGGCCCAGGUGGUGUCCAACCUGAAGGGGAUCUCCAUGUCUUCAAGCAAACUGCUCUUGGCGGCCAAGGCCCUCUCCACGGACCCCGCCGCCCCCAACCUCAAGAGCCAACUGGCUGCCGCGGCCCGAGCCGUCACUGACAGCAUCAACCAGCUCAUCAGCAUGUGCACCCAGCAGGCUCCUGGUCAGAAGGAAUGCGACAAUGCCCUCCGGGAGCUGGAGACAGUGCGGGAGCUGCUGGAGAACCCAGUACAACCCAUCAAUGACAUGUCCUACUUCAACUGCCUGGACAGCGUCAUGGAGAACUCCAAGGUGCUGGGUGAGGCCAUGACUGGGAUCUCCCAAAAUGCCAAGAACAGCAACCUGCCUGAGUUCGGAGAAGCCAUCAGCACAGCCUCCAAGGCUCUCUGCGGUUUCACCGAGGCCGCCGCCCAGGCCGCGUAUCUGGUCGGCGUCUCGGACCCCAAUAGCCAGGCCGGGCAGCAGGGGCUGGUGGAGCCCACCCAGUUCGCCCGCGCCAACCAGGCGAUUCAGAUGGCGUGCCAGAGCCUGAGCGAGGCGGGCUGCACUCAGGCCCAGGUCCUCUCUGCUGCCACCAUCGUGGCCAAGCACACCUCAGCCCUGUGUAACAGCUGCCGCCUGGCCUCCGCCCGCACCGCCAACCCAACUGCCAAGCGUCAGUUCGUCCAGUCGGCCAAGGAAGUGGCCAACAGCACUGCCAACCUUGUCAAGACUAUCAAGGCCCUGGACGGGGCCUUCACCGAAGAGAACCGAGCUCAGUGCCGAGCAGCUACUGCCCCGCUCCUGGAAGCCGUGGACAAUCUGAGCGCCUUUGCUGCCAAUCCUGAGUUCUCCAGUGUCCCGGCACAGAUCAGCCCCGAGGGUCGCGCGGCCAUGGAACCCAUCGUGGUGUCCGCCAAAACGAUGCUGGAGAGUGCAGGGGGACUGAUUCAAACGGCCCGGGCGCUGGCAGUCAAUCCCCGGGACCCCCCUCGUUGGUCGGUGCUGGCCGGACACUCCCGCACCGUCUCCGACUCCAUCAAGAAGCUCAUCACCAGCAUGAGAGACAAGGCUCCCGGGCAGCGGGAGUGUGAAACGGCCAUCGCGGCACUGAACAGCUGCCUGCGCGACCUGGACCAGGCUUCCCUCGCUGCCAUCAGCCAGCAACUUGCCCCCCGGGAGGGCAUCUCCCAGGAGGCCUUGCAUACGCAGAUGCUGACCGCCGUGCAGGAAAUCUCCCACCUCAUCGAACCACUGGCCAGUGCGGCCCGGGCGGAGGCCUCCCAGCUUGGACACAAGGUGUCCCAGAUGGCUCAGUACUUUGAACCGUUGACCCUGGCAGCUGUGGGGGCGGCCUCCAAGACCCAGAGCCACCCGCAGCAGAUGGCAUUGCUGGACCAGAGUAAGACCUUGGCCGAGUCUGCCCUGCAGCUGCUCUACACCGCCAAGGAGGCCGGAGGCAACCCCAAGCAGGCCGCCCAUACUCAGGAGUCCCUAGAAGAGGCCGUGCAGAUGAUGACGGACGCCGUGGAGGACCUGACCGCCACACUGAACGAGGCCGCCAGUGCUGCCGGGGUGGUGGGGGGCAUGGUGGAUUCCAUCACCCAGGCCAUCAACCAGUUGGACGAAGGGCCAAUGGGUGAGCCAGACGGGUGCUUCGUGGACUACCAGACGACGAUGGUGCGGACAGCCAAGGCUGUGGCGGUCACUGUGCAGGAGAUGGUGACCAAGUCCAGCAGCAAUCCUGAGGAGCUGGGCCCUCUGGCCAACCAGCUGACCAGCGACUACGGUUACCUGGCCUCGCAGGCCAAGCCGGCCGCCAUGGCCGCCGAGAACGAGGAGAUCGGUGCCCACAUCAAGCACCGGGUGCAGGAGCUGGGCCACGGCUGCGCUGCUCUGGUCACCAAAGCCGGUGCCCUGCAGUGCAGCCCCAGCGAUGCCUACACCAAGAAGGAGCUCAUGGAGUGUGCCCGCCGUGUCUCCGAAAAGGUGUCCCACGUCCUGGCGGCGCUCCAGGCCGGGAACCGCGGCACCCAGGCCUGCAUCACGGCCGCCAGCGCCGUUUCCGGCAUCAUCGCCGACCUCGACACCACCAUCAUGUUCGCCACGGCCGGCACGCUGAAUCGCGAAGGCGCGGAAACCUUUGCUGACCACCGGGAAGGUAUCCUGAAAACAGCGAAAGCGCUCGUGGAGGACACCAAGGUCCUGGUCCAGAACGCAGCAGCCAGCCAGGAGAAGCUGGCACAGGCUGCCCAGUCGUCAGUGGGGACCAUCACCCGCCUGGCUGAGGUUGUCAAGCUGGGUGCCGCCAGCCUGGGGGCUGAGGACCCCGAGACCCAGGUUGUCCUGAUCAACGCAGUGAAGGAUGUGGCCAAAGCGCUCGGCGACCUCAUCAGUGCCACCAAAGCCGCAGCCGGGAAAGCGGGGGAUGACCCUGCCGUCUGGCAGCUCAAGAACUCCGCCAAGGUGAUGGUGACCAACGUGACGUCGCUCCUGAAGACGGUGAAGGCGGUGGAGGACGAGGCCACCAAGGGCACCCGAGCGCUGGAGGCCACAACGGAGCACAUCCGGCAGGAGCUGGCGGUGUUCUGCUCCUCAGAGCCCCCUGCCAAGACCUCCACCCCGGAGGAUUUUAUUCGCAUGACCAAAGGCAUCACCAUGGCAACGGCCAAGGCCGUCGCUGCCGGUAACUCCUGUCGCCAGGAGGAUGUCAUCGCCACGGCCAACCUCAGCCGGCGGGCCAUCGCGGACAUGCUGCGGGCCUGCAAGGAGGCCGCUUACCAUCCUGAGGUGGCUCCUGAGGUGCGACUCCGCGCCCUGCACUACGGUCGGGAGUGCGCCAACGGCUACCUGGAACUGUUGGACCACGUGCUACUGACCCUGCAGAAGCCAAGCCCGGAACUGAAGCAGCAGCUGACGGGACACUCAAAGCGUGUAGCGGGCUCCGUCACUGAGCUCAUCCAAGCCGCCGAAGCCAUGAAGGGCACGGAGUGGGUGGACCCCGAGGACCCCACCGUCAUCGCCGAGAACGAGCUCCUCGGAGCCGCCGCCGCCAUCGAGGCUGCCGCCAAGAAGCUAGAGCAGCUGAAGCCGCGAGCCAAGCCCAAGGAAGCAGACGAGUCCCUGAACUUCGAGGAACAGAUCCUGGAGGCGGCCAAGUCCAUCGCCGCAGCCACCAGCGCCCUGGUGAAGGCGGCGUCGGCUGCCCAGAGGGAGCUGGUGGCCCAAGGGAAGGUCGGCGCCAUCCCAGCCAACGCCCUGGAUGACGGACAGUGGUCACAAGGCCUCAUUUCCGCCGCCCGGAUGGUGGCGGCGGCCACCAACAACCUGUGUGAGGCAGCCAAUGCGGCUGUGCAGGGCCACGCCAGCCAGGAGAAGCUCAUCUCCUCCGCCAAGCAGGUGGCCGCCUCCACCGCCCAGCUGCUGGUGGCCUGCAAAGUCAAGGCAGACCAGGACUCGGAAGCCAUGAAGCGGCUCCAGGUUGCUGGCAACGCGGUGAAGCGAGCCUCGGAUAACCUGGUGAAAGCAGCCCAGAAGGCAGCGGCCUUCGAGGACCAGGAGAACGAGACGGUCGUGGUGAAGGAGAAGAUGGUUGGGGGCAUUGCCCAGAUCAUCGCAGCCCAGGAGGAGAUGUUGCGGAAGGAGCGGGAGCUGGAUGAGGCCCGAAAGAAGCUGGCCCAGAUCCGGCAGCAGCAGUACAAGUUCCUACCCUCAGAGCUACGGGAUGAGAGUCAGCACUGAGCACAGGCCGCGCUGGGCCACCCCUUCUAUUUAAUACAGACCCCGAUGACGACCAGUGCCCCUCUUGGCUGGCCCCGCUCACCCCCUCCCUCCCGCGCCCUCCCCUCCAAGCGCCCGGAGACAUCGACCAAAGCUUUUUGUGCCACAAUCUGCUGUUAAGGCCGGGGGACUCGUCCCCCGUAUAACCGUGCACAGGCCCCGCGCCUCCCCGAAGUGCCUACCCCCCGGUUUGGGCCCGGCCUCGGCCCCUACUGCACUACUCCCCCCCCCCCCCCCAAGUGCCUUUAUGUCCUAGGGCUCAAAGCCCUUUGAGCAAGAGACCCAGUCCCCAAGACCACCCCCCCACCCCAAGUGCCUACCCCCAGAGUAUUAACGCGCCCAGAGUAUUAACGCUGCUGCAGCUACCUCCGGUUCCUCGGACUCUGGCCAAAGAAGCCUGGAGGCUUUGCUGAAAGGCGAGGAGGGGAGAUGGGUGUCCCCCCCUCCCCGCCGCCCCCUUUCCCCCUACUGCCCACCAGCCUUGGCUCUGCUCUGCCCCGUUUUGAUACUGUGUUCCCUUGGGAUUGUGAAUCCACGGGGGAUGCUUCUUCUCCCUGAAAUCAGUUGUGCCUCAUUAAAGGUGUACCCCG
Molecule: messenger RNA, 8398 nt
Organism: Tachyglossus aculeatus (Australian echidna)
Lineage: Eukaryota; Metazoa; Chordata; Mammalia; Monotremata; Tachyglossidae
Gene: TLN1
Product: talin 1
Exons: 58
Coding region: 81-7769 (2562 amino acids)
Biological process (GO): platelet aggregation
Cellular component (GO): cytoskeleton; focal adhesion; plasma membrane
Molecular function (GO): actin filament binding; integrin binding; structural constituent of cytoskeleton
Source: RefSeq, a predicted model, not a curated record